Molecule: messenger RNA, 1068 nt
Organism: Gossypium arboreum
Lineage: Eukaryota; Viridiplantae; Streptophyta; Magnoliopsida; Malvales; Malvaceae
Product: 60S ribosomal protein L12-3-like
Exons: 1
Coding region: 332-832 (166 amino acids)
Biological process (GO): translation
Cellular component (GO): ribosome; cytosolic large ribosomal subunit
Molecular function (GO): large ribosomal subunit rRNA binding; structural constituent of ribosome
Source: RefSeq, a predicted model, not a curated record
CUUAUAGGCUCUGAUAAUAUUGAUAGUUCCAUUACUUGGUACCUUUUAUACAUUGGGUGUUCACCUAUUUGGAUCAAAUUCUAUUUUCAACCCAAAAUCAUCCUUAAAAACUCGAAUUAAUUAGGUCAAUAUUACCUCCAAACCAAUGUUAUUUGUUUUUGGGUCUAAUAGACACGUCAAAGACUCUUCGAUAUUUCAACGGCCUAACAUUUUUUGACACCCUAAAGCCCUAAUUUUCUACUCCGUUAAACCCCUCAACAGUCUUCUCAUUUCCGCUUCGCCGCCGCCCAAAAAGCCCAGUUUCUCUCCUCUCAAAUUCCGAACCCUAAACAUGCCGCCGAAGUUCGACCCAACCCAAGUCGUCGACGUAUUCGUGCGAGUCACCGGCGGUGAAGUCGGAGCAGCCAGUUCACUCGCACCCAAAAUCGGUCCUUUGGGUCUCUCCCCCAAGAAAAUUGGUGAAGACAUCGCUAAGGAAACCGCCAAGGAAUGGAAGGGCUUACGCGUCACCGUCAAGCUUACUGUCCAGAACCGGCAAGCUAAAGUCACUGUAGUCCCAUCCGCCGCCGCUCUGGUCAUCAAGGCGUUGAAAGAGCCUGAAAGGGAUCGUAAGAAGACGAAGAAUAUUAAGCAUAAUGGCAAUAUUAGCCUUGAUGAUGUGAUCGAGAUCGCGAAAGUCAUGAAGCCUAGAUCCAUGGCUAAGGACCUGAGAGGAACCGUGAAGGAGAUUUUGGGAACUUGUGUUUCCGUUGGGUGUACGGUUGAUGGGAAAGAUCCCAAAGAUCUGCAGCAGGAGAUCUCUGAUGGGGAAAUUGAUGUUCCCUUGGAGUAAAACCAAAUGAAAGAAACUGGGUUUUUCUCUUUUGCUUUACUUAAUUGUUUUCUUUUCAAAAGUUUGUGUUUUAUAAGUUUUUUAGGUAGUUGUUAAAAAGAUGAUAAUGAUUAAGUUUCCUGGGGGUUUAAUGAUUAAGAAAAUUGUCGAGCUGGUGAGCUUAUGUUCUGAAUUUUGCUUAUUGUGGAACUUUAUACUUGGAUGAAAAUUUCAAUUUUGAUGAAUGCAUUUUUCAA